Messenger RNA from Elephantulus edwardii (Cape elephant shrew), 831 nucleotides. RefSeq names its product protein FAM101A-like. The record is from RefSeq and is a predicted model, not a curated record. Gene Ontology annotation, cellular component: actin filament bundle. The transcript has 4 exons. Gene Ontology annotation, biological process: skeletal system morphogenesis; negative regulation of bone mineralization involved in bone maturation; negative regulation of chondrocyte development. NCBI's taxonomy places the organism in Eukaryota, Metazoa, Chordata, Mammalia, Macroscelidea, Macroscelididae. The coding region runs from base 1 to 831 and encodes 276 amino acids. Gene Ontology annotation, molecular function: filamin binding.
AUGGGGGGCGCUCUCAACUCCCACCCCCAUCUGCUGAGUCUCCGCAUCCCAAGCUCUGACCACUCCGGACGCUGUCUGGGAGCAGAGCCCUCGUCACUGUCUUCCUCUUCCCUCAGGAAUGACCCAGUCCCCUCCCAGAAGUUGGAGUUUCCUCCCGACACACAAAGCCACCUCACACCCGAGGACAUUCAGGUUCAACACCUGCACCCAGGGACGCAGCAGGAAGAGGAGGAGCUGCAGAAGCUGUCCCCACAGACCCCCUACUAUGACCUCGGGGCUUCCCCCGCCUACUGCCCCUUGGACUCUGGUCUAAAGGACACUGACAUCUACUAUGCAGAGCUGGACACCUCCGCCCUGAGACCCGUGCCAGGGCCUCGGACCACCAAGCCAGAGCCAGGAGAGGUUGUGGAAUAUGCCACCAUCCAGCUGGUCCUAGAGCCGAGGCCCAGGAUGCUGCCUGUGUUCUUCGGGGAGCGCAUCGAGGUGAACCCCGAGCCCACGCGGGAGAUCCGCUGCAACUCUGAGGUCAGGUACGCCUCGGAGCAGCACUUCCGGGACAAGGUGUUCUACGUGCCGGUGCCCACGGUCACAGCCUACAGCGAGACGGUGGUGGCGGCGCCCAACUGCACAUGGCGGAGCUACCGCUCCCAGCUGAGACUGGAGCCGCGGCCGCGCGCCCUGCGCUUCGCCAGCACCACCAUCAUCUUUCCCAAGCACGCCCGCAGGUCCUUCCGCACCACACUGCACUGCAGUCUCGGCCCUCCAGGCCGCAGGUUCGCCGCCAGCGUCCAGCUGGCCCAGCACGAAGCGCCCAGCCCCGAGGGGCUGUGA